ACGCAUCCAAAGAAUGUUUUGAGGCCUUAUAAAAAGGUGCGCGUCCAACAUACUGAGCUAGUUCGUUGAAACCCAUUAUCAGAAGAAGUAAAUUCGCUAAACCGCAUCGCUCACGCAUCUAGUAGUUCUAGUACCACCCGAUACAAUCUCGUGUUUAUUGGAUAAACCGCAUUUCGUACUGAGAAAAAGCUGGCCAGCUAACGCGAGUGAAAAACUGUAAUCGAGAGAAAACCAGAAAUCUUCAGGACAAACCCUCCCUUAAACUAGAAAAUCAACAUGUUGGUUCGCACUUACGACAUUCGUCUCACCGUGGCCCUUCUCACCCUUCUGGACCUCACACGGGAGGUUUUAGCGGUAAAAUUGACUGCGAUCAAGAUUCCCGCUUACGUGCGAGCAGGUGACUCGGUCACGUUUAGAUGCGAGUACGACCUGGAAGGGGUGGAUCUGUAUUCGAUCAAGUGGUACAGGAACGACGAGGAGUUUUAUAGAUACGUACCUAAGGAGUCGCCUCCCUUUAGGUCCUUCUCUAUUAAAUAUAUUAACGUCGAUGUUUCAAAGUCCGGGGAGAACGUGGUGACGCUCAGGGGGGUCCAGAGACAGCUGACGGCCGAUUAUAAAUGCGAAGUGUCUGCGGACGGACCCUUUUUUCACACCGACAUCUUGGUCGCACGGAUGAUUGUUGUCGAAUUACCUACGGAACACCCUAUUCUAAGGGUGGAACCCCACAAGGUUGACAUAGGGAAGAAACUUGCUGCCGAAUGUUUCGUCUUACCUUGUGACCCUCCUGCUAACAUCAGCUGGUUUAUUAACAACCAAAAGAUGGAUACCAACGCUCUGGACUCCUCAAUCCGUAUAUACAAAAAACAGGAUGAGCAGGACCCCUUGUUGGGCCUCUGGACCUCCCGAUCCAGGAUGGAGGUGCGUCUGGAAAGGAAGCACGUUGUCCAAGGACUAAUCAGGAUCAAAUGCCUGGCAACCAUUUAUACAAUUUGGAACGACACUGCUGAGGAAGAAGUGAAAGACGAGACCUUCACACUGGCCCAAAUACUGGAAAGCACCAUCUACUAUGGACAAGUGGAAACGGCUGUCGAAAAUGGCGGAGGACCACUCACAUUUUCCAGCAGUCUAUUGUGGGCUCUACUGCUGAUUUUGUAAUUUUUUUUUUAAAUUGUAAAUACAUUUUUUUUAUUGUAAAUAUGCUGGUUGAACUUUUACAACAAAUGUUUCACUUCGAAACGAUGAUGCCAAUUAGAUAUUUGUAGCUUAAUGUUGUUGAA
Molecule: messenger RNA, 1277 nt
Organism: Anthonomus grandis grandis
Lineage: Eukaryota; Metazoa; Arthropoda; Insecta; Coleoptera; Curculionidae
Exons: 7
Coding region: 277-1155 (292 amino acids)
Source: RefSeq, a predicted model, not a curated record